Molecule: messenger RNA, 2197 nt
Organism: Leptopilina boulardi
Lineage: Eukaryota; Metazoa; Arthropoda; Insecta; Hymenoptera; Figitidae
Exons: 10
Coding region: 392-1960 (522 amino acids)
Source: RefSeq, a predicted model, not a curated record
AAUUCCGUUCAUCUACAAUUCGCUAGACGACGCUCUCAACACAACACUUUCAUCGAAUGUGUCUCAUAUUCGUAUAGUAAUUUACAACGAAUUCAACAAUGUAUAACAAUUAAUACAAAACAUUAUUGUAUUCAUUACCAAUGUGUAUGUGUAAUUAUUACCAAUUAUAUAUUUUAAAAUUUCGUAUACAAUGAAAAAUAUGUUUUAAUUUCUCUUUUAAGUGAAUUUAUAACUAGUGAAUUUAAAAGAAAAACUAUAAUAUAAAAAACGUGGUGAGGAGACGUCCAUUAUUUUCUAUACUGCUGUUUUUGAUAACGAACAUAAAAUACAAAAUUACACAAAUUUUUCAUUAAAAUCACCGAAAUAAGUAGGAAAAAAAAAAAAAUCUCAAAUGGAUGACAUUAAUUUGUUUCAGUUACUUCCGGACGUUACUGUUAUAGAUCCUUUAAAUAUAAAAUCAGAAGUUAAAGAAGAAAUUGAUACAUGUGAAUCAAAUCAAUUGGAUAUAAAUGAUAUAGUUAAUGAAACUAAUUUCAAUGAAGGAACAUCGAAUCAAAAUAAAAUACGAAUUAUUGAUGCUUCUAAUUUUCAAUUUAUAACACAAACCACUUCAUCUCCAUCUUUAAGAAUAAAUCAAUCUAACAAAAGACCAGUACAAUCGGCAUUUAUUGUCAAAUAUCAAAAUACAGAAUCCAGUAUUAAUAAAGAAUCAGAACUUGAUAUAGCUCUUAAAAAAAGUGGAGAUGGUAAAAUAGUUAAAAGAUCAUACAUAACUAAUGGAGGAUUUCUACCAGAUACAAUUCGAACUAUUCUUGUUCAUCUUAUCAUUAAACAUGAAAUGGAUAAAGCUUUAGCAACUUUAUCUGACGAUGGUUUCGAUAAAUUAGAUGAAUUUGUAAUAACUUCAGCUCAAAUGUCGGCUUAUGCCAGUGAUAUUGUUCGGGUAUUUCCUAGUGAAAAGGCAGAAACUUAUUUUGGCGGUUUUAGAACUGUAAAUGGUGUACGUAUAUUGGCUAAUGGAAAAUUAUGGGAUCAUUAUAAUUAUGUGAAAUCAAUUUUAAGAGAUCAGGGUCUAUUGGAAGGUCGAAAAGUAAAAAGAAAAAAAGUUGAAGUUACAUACGAAAUAGAUGAAAAAACAAGGAAUAAAUUAAACUGGUUAAAAAACAAUUCGGAACCUUGGUCAGAGGUUUUUCAACAAUGGACUGAAACUUUUGCGGCAAGAACAAAAGGUCAUUCAGAACUUGAAACAAAACAACUAAGUGAAUAUUUUCAAACAUUUCCAUGUCUUCGCGAUAAUCAAGCAAUUGUUUUGAUUCAAAAUGAUUUUGAACGAUUGUAUAAGAGAAAACUUUUUAAUAUUGCCGAUAUAUGGAAUAAAAUGAAACAGCAUAUAAUUUUGAAAUUACAACAAUGUAAAGGAAUAAAAACAUUAGAUGACAAGGCAUAUGUUCAUUUGUUACCAUCAUUAACUUCAGAACAACAGAAUGGUGUGAUUCUAUUUUUACUUCCCUUCUUAGUGCCAAAUGGACGUAAAAAAAGACGAAAUGAUGAUGAAGAAGCACGAAAAAUGUCACCUGCUGAAAGAAGAGAUACUUUUAUUAUUUAUGUUUCAAAAGAAGAUGAAGUUGAUGUGAUAUUAGAAAAAAAACGAAUGGAAUUGAAAAAUAGUGGACGAAUUUUACAUCCAACGCCUGUUUGUAUUGGAACAAAAAUGGGUAUAACUAAAUCUUAUGUUGUAGUUGAUGAUGUUAAAUAUGAGGUUUCAUCAUUAUUAAGUGCUAUUGAUUUAGCUUUUAAAAUUUAUUAUUCAGCUCACUGUGAUUUUCCCGAGAGCUGUUAUAGUAUGUGGCUUUUUAUUCAAAAAGCAAUAUUCGACAUUCAUUAUCCCACCGAUAGGGCAAAUCCAUCCUUACAUGCUUUAGCUGGCGAAUUAAGAAAAAUCGCCGAAUCAAAAACAUAAACAUAUUAAAAAUAAUUUUUUUUCACAACAAAGAUGACAAUUUUCUAAUUUUACUUUUCAAUUUCUUUUCUUAAAAAAAAAUUUAAUAUAAAAAUUGAAAUAUAAAAAAAAAAAUUGGCAAAUAUUGUGAAUAUAGAAAAUAUAUUUAUGAAAAAGAUAUCCACUUUUUCUUAUAAACAGUAUUAUAUAUAGUUUUGUAAAAAUAUAUUUUAAUAAAAAAAAAACAAACUUUCCUUA